GAUAUUCCCGGUUAGGAAAUAUGCAAGUAUGCUACCCGAACCAGCUAGCUCCAUCGUGUCCCACGAGUUCCCCGCUCUUGUUGCCCAAGUCGGACUAUAACCAAUUCUUUGACGCCUACUAUUUAUUUAGUCAAUCUCUCGGUUAAGAAUCCCCUUGAUAUCCUUAAUCUUCCUGCCAAUACAAACGGAAUGACGUUGACAUCUCUUCCCAACGAGCUCAUCGAACACAUUGCUUCGUAUCUCGACCUCCCCAGCACCCGUUCACUCCGCCUAACCACAUCCUCUCUAACAAAAGCAUCAUCCCACCUCUUCAAAGACCGCUUCUUCCAGCAACGCACUUUAUUCUGGACCAAACCAAGUCUAGACGCCUUUGUACAAAUCUCGCUACACCCACAAUAUGGCAACGCCCUCCGCCACCUCAUCAUCGACGCAACACCCCGACACUCGAUGCGUCUCUGGCAACUCUCCAAACGAAUAACUGAGAUAACCCCCUUCCCCAGCUGUUCCUCCUCCAAGACCGCGGCAUCCCCCGAACAAUGCAAACUCCAAGACGCCUGGGCGCAAGCCGCAGAAAAAGCCGCACAAAACACCUCCUUCUUCAACGAAACCCGGCACGACCGGAAAACCCUCAAGCAAGCUUUCGCAAACAUGUCCCAGGGAAACCUAACCACCAUCACCUUCCUCUACACCGGGCUUCCGGCCUCUCUUGUAAAAUGCGCAAGAGCAUACUGUGCACUCAGCCAAUGCGAGAUCUCGCGGCCCUUCGUCUCUACCCUCGCCGCCCUCGCAGCAUCCCCUCACAUGCACCUCUCGCGCAUCGCGCUGCACAAGCCGUUCCACCACGGCGCCGUAAGCAUCGGCCGCCUGGAAGGUCUCGCGCCGCUCCUCCCUUGCUUCGACAAGGCAUUCAGCACGCUAACGCAUCUCGCGCUCAACCUGCGCGACUGGCGCGAACAAGAGUCUGGGUUUCAACUCGCACCGCCAGGUUCCUCGUCAUUGUCAUCUUCUACUCCUCCUCGUGCACCCUUCAUCGUGCGCUUCUUGUCUAAAAUGAACAACCUAACUUCACUAGAAUUAAGUUGCUAUAGUAACUUCGAGCAUAAUGUUUUUGUGGAUCUAGCGAGGCACUGUUGCUUUGACAAGCUGGUAGUGUGUAAGCUUUCGGUUAUGAAGAUUGAGCGCGUAGAGUGGUUGGACAUGUUUCUGGGGAAGAGUCUGCGAGGGCCGCUGAGGGAGCUUUGCUUGAGGCAUGUUAUGCUAGAGAAGCGCGAGGGGAACGGGUGGGUCGAGUGGGUGAAGCGGCUUGCGGUUGAGCAGCAGGAUUUGAGCCAAGAGCGUGCAUUGGAAGGACAAGGGGCGGCGACAGGUAUUACGCAUUUUUGCUUUGCGGAUUUGUUUAUGGGACAGGGUGAGGUGCUUUUUGUACGGGGAAGUCGGAGUCUUUGUUUGGGAGAGGACUGGACAUGUCAGCUUUUGAGUGCAUUGGAAGGCGGAGCGGAAGGGAAGGGAUGGAGGCCUCAGUGGGAUAUGGGCGCGUCUGCAUAUCCGUUUGUAGGGCUGAGCAUGUGAGUUAUGGAAUGGUUUCCGCCAGUAUUUCAGCGGACGAAAAAGUACGACCCUGGACGCGUCUGCGGACACUACCCAGUGAUUCGGGUUCUGGAUAGGACACAUUAUUUCAAGGUAGGGGGCCAAUAAAAGCCUAGAGUAC
This is a messenger RNA of Bipolaris sorokiniana ND90Pr, 1708 nucleotides long. RefSeq lists its product as uncharacterized. The transcript has a single exon. Bases 190 to 1569 code for a protein of 459 amino acids. The record is from RefSeq and is a predicted model, not a curated record. NCBI's taxonomy places the organism in Eukaryota, Fungi, Ascomycota, Dothideomycetes, Pleosporales, Pleosporaceae. Gene Ontology annotation, molecular function: protein binding.